Maylandia zebra (zebra mbuna) is the source of this 3458-nucleotide messenger RNA. RefSeq names its product suppressor of tumorigenicity 14 protein. Gene Ontology annotation, biological process: proteolysis. The record is from RefSeq and is a predicted model, not a curated record. NCBI's taxonomy places the organism in Eukaryota, Metazoa, Chordata, Actinopteri, Cichliformes, Cichlidae. Gene Ontology annotation, molecular function: protein binding; serine-type endopeptidase activity.
AGAACCCGCUCUGACACCGACCCAGAAACACCACCGACUCUGGCCAGGCUACAGCAUCUUUAACUAACCUGUCAGAAAAAGACAAAAAUCCAAAGAAGAAGAAGAAGAAGAAGAAGACAGCUGUUUACGUUUCUGCUCAGCUGGGAAGAGAGAGCGAGAGAGAGAGGGAGAGAGAGAGAGACACCUGCCGCUGCUCACCUGUCGCCGCCAUGACCGCGCUGCGAUUUUAGUGUUGGACAAAAAUCGAUAAGCGACAAAAGAGGGGGAAAAAAACGAAAGAAAAGAAAAAGUCAAAGGGACUAAUGGAUUCCCUGGAUUCAGGACAAAAGUUCCGUCCCAGACGGGACAAUGACGUUGAGGAAGCAUUUCUGCAGGCUCCAGAUCCCAAGGACGUGGAGAAGAAGUCAUGCAACAAGAAGGGGGCAGGGAUAGGAGUCGCCUUGGUGAUUGGUGUUCUGGCUGUGAUUGCAUUGCUGGUCGGGCUGUUUUGCCAGCCCCAGCAUGUGAAAAUGAAGAGAAUUUAUAUCGGCUCCAUGGAAAUCAACAACAAGCAAUUCCUGCCACAGUAUGAGGAGCCUGGCAGUUCUGAGUUCACUAACCUGGCUGCUCAGGUCUGCAAACAGCUCAAACUGAUGUACUCCAAAAACUCAUUGCUGGACAGAUACUUCAACCAUUCGUCCGUUCAGGCCUUCAGUGAGGGCGACAGAGGGCCGAACACCAUUGUGGCUUAUUACGAAUCAGAGUUUGAUGUCCCCCCACCCCAGCAAGCCUCGCUGGAUGAAGCCAUCGACUCUAUGCAGCCUCCAGCAGGAAGUCAGGAGGGCGGAAAAGGACGAUUCCUGCUGAAACCCACAGACGCCCUGAGUGUCAACGACAUCGUGACACAAGCUAUAGAUCCACGCUUGACCAAAACCAAGCUUUCAGAGAGGAAAAGCAUCGACAUCCACAUCGAAAACUCCGGGCACGUUGAGUCUCCGGGAUUUCCAAACUCUCCGUACCCUUCAAACGCCUACCUGCAGUGGAAGUUUCGGGCAGACCCGCAACACCGAAUCCAGCUCGACUUUGAUGACUUGAUCCUGGAGGACGACUGUCAGCGAGACUUCAUCAAAAUCUACGACUCGCUCGUCCCCAUAGAGAAACGCGCUAUGACAGAACAGUGUGGAUACCCUCACCAGCCGCUGUCCUUCAUCUCCUCUGGAAACGUCAUGCUGCUGAUGCUGGUCACUAAUGAGGAGAAAAACUUCCCCGGCUUCAGAGCAAACUACUCUCCGAUUCCCCAGACUACACUAAACUGUGGCGGCACGCUGACUGGAGAGAAAGGCUCCAUCUCUUCACCGUUCUUCCCGUCCAACUACCCUCCUCGCACCACAUGUGUGUGGAACAUCGAGGUUGCAAACAACAAAUUUCUGAAGGUUCUGUUCAAUAAGUUCUCGCUGGGAAAUAAAACUGAAGGUUGCGGCCAUGACUAUGUUGAGAUCAAUGGUGAAAGGCUGUGUGGCAGCGACUUGAAGAGCCCAGUGUUCACCAUCAACAGCAACAAGAUGACCAUUACAUUUAAGUCGGACUCCUCCUACGUUGAUCAGGGCUUCACUGCUGAGUACGAGGCCUUCACCCCGAACAAUCCUUGUCCAGGAAGGUUCACGUGCAGCAACAACCUGUGCAUCAAUAACACUCUGCGGUGUGACGGCUGGGGCGACUGUGGAGAUGACAGCGAUGAGAUCAACUGCAAGUGUGAUGCGUCUCAGAUACAGUGUAAAAAUGGUCACUGUAAACCAAAAUUUUGGCUGUGUGAUGGGGUGGACGACUGUGGAGACAACACGGACGAAGAAAACUGUGAAACAUGCAAAGGGCAGUUUUCCUGCAAAAAUGGCCGCUGUAUUGCAGAGAAUUUGAAGUGCAAUGGAAAAGAUGACUGCGGUGAUGCGUCUGAUGAGUCCAAAUGUGAAAAAUCUUUGGUGCUGCAGACAUGCUCAGAGUUCACCUUCCAAUGCAAAAACAAACUCUGCAUCAGUAAAAUGAACCCAGAGUGUGAUGGAGUGCAGGACUGUACCGACGACUCUGAUGAGGAUAACUGUGAGUGCGGGAUAAGGCCGUACCGCAGCUCUCGCAUCGUGGGAGGACAAGCAUCUCGGGAGGGCGAGUGGCCCUGGCAGGUCAGCCUCCACUUCAAGGGAAUGGGACAUGUGUGUGGAGCCUCUGUGCUGAGCAACCGCUGGCUGCUGACCGCCGCCCACUGCGUUCAGGACAAAUUCUCUCAGGCUAACCAAUGGGAGGCUCUUCUGGGUCUUCACGAGCAGAGUCAGACCAGCAAGUGGACCAUGAAGCGGGGCGUGAAGCGGAUCAUCGUUCACCCGGGCUACGACCCUGAGACCUACGAUAACGAUAUCACUCUCAUGGAACUGGACAACAGCGUCACGCUCAACCAGAACAUCUGGCCCAUCUGCCUGCCCUCCCCCGCGCAUGACUUCCCAGUAGGAGAAGAGGCUUGGAUCACUGGCUGGGGAGCUACCAGGGAGGGAGGUUCCGGGGCGGCUGUACUGCAGAAGGCAGCAGUCCGGAUCAUCAACAGCACAGUGUGCAAGAGUCUCCUGACAGACCCGGUGACCGACAACAUGCUGUGUGCUGGAGUCCUCAAAGGAGGCGUGGACGCCUGCCAGGGUGACUCUGGUGGACCCCUGUCUUUCACCAGCACCAAGGGGCGGGUCUUCCUGGCUGGUGUGACGAGCUGGGGCGAAGGCUGCGCUCGCAAGAACAAACCUGGCAUCUAUACCCAAGUUACCAAAUAUCGCAACUGGAUAAAAGAAAAUAGUGGAGUGUAGGAACAGGAACGUGCACAGGUUCUCUGGAUUACGGGUGUUUCUCUUGGAUUCACUGUGGAAUGCGCAGCACCAAAACGGCUCUGCAUGUAUUUUCUCUGCAGCACAUGCACAAAACUUUGCAACAUCCAACAUAAACUGUCUUGUUGAGAAUUGCGAGUUCCUAUCAGGACUUUACCCUUACAUCAGAACAUAUCCAUUCUCAUCCACUGCCUGUUUUUAUAUGAACUGCCUUGUUGUUUCCAGAGUGUAAAAGCUGCACUUUCACCAUGUUAUUUUUGUAAGGAUAUUAAUCACCCAUCAGGUCUGCUCUUCUGUGCCCUGCUAAUUUGCACUGCUUUUGGUAAAUUGUGGUGGAAGUUUGUGAUGCAUCCUGGUCCCACAUAUGUUCUUUGUGAAGGUGAGCUGGCUUGUAAAAAAUGGUGCUUGAAAUAUUCUCGGGGCUUAAUAGGAUAUUCAUAAUGGAAUAUUGUGAAUAUUCAUUGCUUACUUACAUUCAAAUUGCAAAUAUCUUCAAGGCUCAGGAUUUCUAUUUUAAUUAUAACAGAAUUACAAAUUUAACUGAUUUAGUUGAACAGGAUAAAGGCUUGAAGGUAAGGCCAAAUCAGAAAUAUGAUCUCAUAAUAAAAGGUUUACUUUGGG